This is a messenger RNA of Chiloscyllium plagiosum (whitespotted bambooshark), 2274 nucleotides long. Its product is annotated as CCN family member 3-like. The record is from RefSeq and is a predicted model, not a curated record. Gene Ontology annotation, biological process: positive regulation of cell differentiation; signal transduction; cell adhesion. Gene Ontology annotation, cellular component: extracellular matrix; extracellular region. Lineage: Eukaryota; Metazoa; Chordata; Chondrichthyes; Orectolobiformes; Hemiscylliidae. Gene Ontology annotation, molecular function: heparin binding; integrin binding.
UCCUAUUCAGCAAAUGUAAUUCAUUCUGGGGAAGGUUUAUCAAUCGGUUUGCAGUCAAGUACAAUUUGUAAGUGAUAGCCAGUCAAAACGCUGUGUUUUUCAACAGCCAGGAGACCCGGCGGUGUAGGAUAACAACGCCACUUUCUGUUUGGCUCUUUAACUGUUAUUCAAUAACUAACUGGACCUUAUGUUGGCGGAUGUCAAAAUGUCAGAAGGCAUCCGGAAUUAGGACAAAGUUGGUGGUGUUCCCGAGUUGUCUCUGUUUGCCGUCCAGUCUGCGAAGAACGUCACUGCUGCCUAUAAAUACCGCGGCGCCCCAACUCGCCAGAGUCUGUAAAGUUUAAAACCAGCAGCUUUGCAGCAAUCUCCACAUCUCUGCGCCGAACAGACAGAAACACCAUGAGGAAUCUUUGGGUCGAUAGCACAGUCACAUUUUAUGUCCUGUGCAUUGCAUCUAAGGUUGCUGCCCAGCUGUGCCCCUACCCCUGCCAUUGUCCCCCGACUCUACCCCUCUGUGCCCCAGGAGUCCCUCUUGUUGUGGAUGUUUGUGGUUGCUGCCGGGUUUGUGCCAAGCAGUUGGGAGAAUAUUGCACAGGGGUGGACGUGUGUGAUCCUCAUCAGCAUCUGUUCUGUGAUCAGACCAUCAGCCUCUCUGGGACCAGAGGGAUAUGUACCUCACUUGAAGCUGGAACAUGUGAAUUCAAUGGGGUGAUCUAUAAGGAUGGUGAUGUAUUCCAGCCCAGCUGUAAAUAUCACUGUUGGUGCUCGGAUGGAGGAAUUGGUUGCAUCCCACGCUGUAGUGAAGACGUUCGUCUGCAGGGUCCAGACUGCCUUUACCCAAAACGUGUUGAAAUCCCAGGGGAAUGCUGUCCUCGUUGGAUAUGUGAGAAACAAGACAAUGGUAUCUUUGGCGAUGCUUUGGCAGCAUACAGAUCGGAGGUAUUGUAUGGAAGAUAUGUUUCCAAUGUACCUUACAACUGCCCAGAGCAAAGCAGUGAGUGGAGUGCUUGUUCCAGGAGCUGUGGGAUAGGAGUGUCUACCCGAAUUUCCAACAAGAAUGACCGUUGUAUUUUGGAGACACAAAGCCAGCUUUGUAUUGUGAGACCAUGCCAACAUGACUAUGCAAAUGAAGCUCACAUGAGAAGGAAGAUUUGCAGGCCAACAACAAGGGCACCUCAUCCAAUUCAAUUUGAAUACAACAAUUGUAUAAGUGUUAAGGCUUACAGACCCAGAUACUGUGGCUUAUGCUCUGACAGACGUUGCUGCACUCCACAUAAAACUAGAACAGAGCUGCUGGAGUUCAGAUGCAAUCAUGGGAGGAUUGUAAAACAGCAAAUGAUGUUCAUUAUUUCCUGUGUUUGUCAUUAUAACUGCUCCCAUGCUUACAACUAAAGUGUAACUCACUAGAAUACUGCAACAAUGAGAGCAGAUUAUUUCCAUACAAGAUUUUCCUGUGUAAAAUAAAGUGUUGCUAUAUUGAAGAGUUAAAACAUUUAGAAGAGACCUUUGGCUAUUGAAUUACUUCUGUUUAAGAAUAUUCUGUGCAUUCCUUUAAUAUUGAGUUUCCAGCACUAGUUAACAUAAUCUCACAGUAAAAUAAAAAUGGAUAAAGUGAACAUUUUCACUUACCACACAUCAGCCACUAAUUGCUUUGCAGAAAUAUUUAAUUUUUUUGCCACUAUAUUUUGAGGCUGAACUGCUUAACAUUGCAGUAAUGCAUGGAGAACCUUCAUGAAAAUGUUGGAUGUUCAACUGACAACCUUAAUAAGACCUGUUGAGGAUGGUUAAGUCCUCACCCUAAUAUUCACUUGUUGGGCUAUAAGCGUCCUCGACAGGAUGACACUGGGCUGCACUGAUUGCACAAUGUAGGAGAUUGCAGGAACACUGCUCAUACCUUUCAUUUAGCAGAAUGCAGGUGUAAGCACUACGAAGCAUGAUAAUAAGAGUAAGACACAUCUGCUGCAGCAUAAUUGAAGAUUAGACUAUUUAUCUCAACUUAAUCAACAGCAAUACAAUAGUUUGUUACAGUUUUAAUUAAAAAUGAAUACCACUUGCAUGACUGUAUACCAGAGGUGUAAGAGGAUAUAUACUCUAAGCAUUUGUGCUCGGGAGAUGUAUAUUUUUAUUGUAAAUUUCUGUAUAUAACAGGACAUGUUAUCAUCAAAUACUUUUCUAUAGUAAUUAAUGAAGUAACUAGCCAUUGUAACAAUGUACCUAACAAAUGGUAUGGAAUGAUUAUGUCUGUGAAUAAAGUGAUGUGUAAUCAUUUAUCUA